GUGUUGUUUUAGCUCCUGCUGGUUUUCUGGCUCUGUGGAGCAAUAGAGCCCGGUGUUGAGCAGCAGCUGCAGCUCAGUGCGCCGCGCAGAGAUGGAGGACGAGCUGGCCGCCGCUCAGCUCCUGUAAACCGGACAGGAGAGCGUCGGACGAGCCGGUGGGGAGAGGAGGGGCGGGGAUGGGGGCAGACUAACCAUGACUGAUACCACCGACUGAACAUCCUCACUGGAAAACACCGGGAUCGCCUCGGAGAUCCUAUGAAAGCGUGUUGAGCCUCUCCUCGGUGGGUUGGCAUGGCCCAGUGAUGAACGGAGCGGUGCUGCCCGGUAGCCCGGAGCUUUCCUCCUCGUGUCCACUGCCCGACUGGAGAGAGUUCUGCGAGCUCCAUGCCAGAGCCUCGGCCGCCGACUUCGCCGACAAGUUCCAGCGCUUCUUGUCGGAGAACCCGUGCUACGACUCGCCCGGCGCCGAUGCCAGCUUCUCGCAGCACUUCGCCAACCACUUUCUUGAGUGCUUCUCUGCGGCGCUGACCCAGGCCAAGGAGAAACGGGCGUCCUCUCCGGGGGAGGACGGCUGCAACGCGGCGACCAAGUACAGCAUCGUUCCUUUCCUGGGAAUCCAGGGUUGCCCGCUGACCUACGGCCACGACCUCUACCAGCAGCGCAAAGACACUGGGGCUUCAAGUGAGUCUCUGGACAGCAUGGACAGUGGAGGAGGAGGGAUGGACGGGGGAGGCGGUGGCGGCAGCACCUCCUCCAGGGGUUCGCAGAACCACAAGAUGUCCGUUCUGGGACAGUCGCGCAGCUCAGAGGACGUGUCUGUCAGCCACCCAAAGGCUCGCUUCAAGAAAGGCUUCUCCCUGAGGAACAUGAGUCUGUGUGUCGUGGACGGGGUGAAGGAGAUGUGGCACAGACGGGCCUCCCCGGAGCCCGACGCCCCCUCGGGAGCCAGGAGGGCCAACGGGGCGGGAGGCGAGGCGGGAGGGAGCGAGAAGUGGUCCCAGAAGCUCAGGCUUCCCCGGAGUUCCCAGGGCCACAAGGCCGAGCUGCUGGAGAUCCAGAGGGAGGGGGCGCUGAGGUACAUGGUGGCCGACGACACGAACUGUGUGGGCGCCGCGCAGUGGCAGAAGUGCCGCCUGCUGCUCAGGAAGACCAAGCGGGAGGACGGUGGGGAGAAGUUCCUGCUGGAGUUCUACGUUCCUCCAAAGUGUUCAAAGCCUAAAGUGAGCAUCCCUCUCUCAGCGAUCGUGGAGGUGAGGACCACCAUGCCGCUGGAGAUGCCCGACAAGGACAACACUUUUGUUCUGAAGGUGGAGAAUGGGGGGGAGUACAUCCUGGAAACCAUCGACUCUCUGCAGAAAAACUCCUGGGUUGCUGAUAUCCAGGACUGCAUAGACCCCGGAGACAGCGGCGAUGACAUCGAGCUGGCGUCAUGUCCUCACGGUCAGGCCUCCAAAGACUGCUCCAUGGUGGCCUCUUGCAGCUGCGAGCUGCUUUCCGAGGGUGUGUAUCGUGCUCCAGAGAGGUCCUGUCCCACAGCAUCAGAUCAUUACAGCGCCCCCUCAGUUCGAUGCAGGGAGCCUCCCUUCACUCAGCACCCUUCACACAUGCCUUUAGAGCGCUUCCUGCAGUCCGCAGAGGCCCAGAGCUCCAACGCUUCUGCAGGUGGUGGCGAAGGAACAAAGGAGCCAGAGGGCGAUGCCAGUUUGGCAGGUUACCCAUGGUUUCACGGUACUCUGUCUCGUGUUCGAGCGGCUCAGCUGGUGCUUGCAGGCGGGACCAGGAGCCACGGGCUCUUCGUGAUUCGUCAGAGCGAGACGCGGCCGGGCGAGUACGUCCUCACCUUCAACUUCCAGGGCAAAGCCAAGCAUUUACGUUUGUCCGUUAAUGAGAACGGCCAGUGCCACGUCCACCACUUGUGGUUCCACACUGUGACGGACAUGCUGAGACACUUCCACGCCCACCCGAUUCCCCUGGAGUCCGGCGGAUCGGCCGACAUCACGUUACGCUCGUAUGUGCAGGUUCAGCGAAGCUCCGCUGCAGAUGCGACCGUGCCUCCGGUUUUCACUCCUCCUCGGGAUGCGUCCUGCAGAACGGAUCCCGUCCAGCCGGCCCUUCACCCGCCCGGAACUGCCGCUCCUGUGGGGCCUUCGUCCGACGGGCCCCUGUCCUCCAGCACCUCGUCCUCGCCCACUGCCCUACCAUCCCUCUCCCGGAGCGACCCCGGAACGGGGCUGGGCGGCGGCGGCGGCCUGCAGAGCCGGAGCAACAGCUCCGAGCGCCUGUUGGAGGCGUCGAGCGGUGCGUCCGAGGAUUACCACGACGCCGACGGGACCCGCAGGGCCCGCGCCGUGGAGAACCAGUACUCCUUCUACUAAGCAACCAUCCUAAAAAAAAAACUAACAAAAAAAACGUUUGGCUUGUUUACGUCCUGAAAACACAAGGUGUCAAGGACAACUCCGCACAUUUAAAGAAACAACAAUAACAACACAACCCUGAUCCAAAUCACUCCUCAUUUCCUCGGCUUAUUUUUGUUCCAGGGAAAUUUCCUGGGAAGCAAAUGAUGCCAAACGGCCUGUUCAUGCUAACAAAUUCCUCUUUUGGCUUGAUAUCAAGGACGUGGGUAACGGACACAGAACAAGAGGUUAAGAUGCACAAAAAAAAAUAAAUAAAUAGAAAAACUUGAUAGUGUGGAUGAUUGCAGGCAGAUGGAGUCAUAUGGUUUCGAUUCACUUCCUCUGUCCGUUUUCUGCUCGGCCUUACCCACAGUUCCUCAGGAGCGGAACCGGUGUCGCCGCCCUGCCAGAGGACUGAGAGUCUGAAAUGACCCUGCAGAAACCCCCCGCCUCUCUCGCUCAGUUCCUCGGAGCAUCCUGUUAAUGUUUGUAAAGCUGCUUUGAAUCUGUCCCGGAUAUCCUCGCUGUCCCCCGAGGAUUUUCUCUUCAGAGUCCGGCUCCGGGUCUUUACACUAACACUGGGACAGCUAGCACAUGUGUUUGUGUUAGCUGAGAGGUAUUUUUCCUAAACCUGAACAGCCUGAGGGGCCUCGGUGCCUGACAGUUAGUCUGAACUCAGAACAGACUGAAGCAGGAGGAGUCGAUUAACAUCCCCUAAAAAUGUGAGUUUAAUCUCUGGUUAAAAUCUACAAUGCAAACGUAUUCAUAGCCCUGGAUCUUUUCCACAUUCGGUCAGAGGGAUUUUAUGUGUUAGAUCAAAACAAAGUAAAGUAAGUUGUGAGAUGAAAGGAAAAUGAUACAUCUUUGUUUUAAUUUUUACAAAUGAAAAUUUUAAAAAUGUGUUUUACAUUCAAAGUCUGCCCCCCUUUUACUCUGAUAAACCUAAGAAAAAGUCCACUGUAGCCAACCGCCCUCAGUCCACCUGCAUAAAACUUAAUCUCAUUUUAAGUCCAGCUGUUCUGCUGAGGCUUCGCAGAACAGCUGGAGUACGUUACUGAACAAGAAGACCAAGAAACACAUAGAACUUGGAACUUUAAAUCAAGAUUAGGCUAUAAAACAAUAUUCCAAGUUUUCUACUGCACCACGAUCCAUGUAGUAGAAAGAGACAACGAAAUUAAACUUUUUGCCCAACAUUAUACAUGAUGAUGCUGAACACAUCAUCCCCAUGAGGAAACACAGUGGUAGCUGUGUCAUGCUGUGGGACUUCUUUCCUUCAGCGGGGGCAGGGAAGUUGGUCAAAGAUGAUGUGUGUAGAUAAAUACAAGGCAUUCGUGAAUUUCACUCUGCUUUACAAUCAUGCACAACUCGGUGUUGAUCUGUCACGUAAAACCCCAAUUAAAAUAGACUAAAGUUUGUAUUUUAGAGUGACAAGUUGUGGGAAAAGUUAGAGGGAUAUGGCUAUUUUUGCAAGACCGGAUGUUAAAAAUGCCAUCUGUAAAGGUUUCUGAAAGUUUCAGUGAGGUCACUACAUCCAGACACAAGGUCAGGUGUUUGUUUUGCUAAAAGGUUUGAGAUAGUUUCUAUGAACCGGACAGGACGGCUCCCGUGUUAGCGGGUUGUUACUCUGAAUGUGUGGCAGUGUAUUAGAGUCCAGAUAUUUUUAAUGGUGUGUGUGUGUGCUGCAGUGGUGUUUCUGAAACAUGCUUUUCCGGGUUCCUCCGUCCUGGUGGCGGUUCCGUAUUCACACUCAUCACCAUCAGUGGUAACCCAUAGUUUAGAUUCUCUGUUAACAUAAGAUUACUUUGAAAUAACACCUUGAGGAAUAAACAAAACCCAGCUUUAUUUGGGGGAACUUGCAACAUGUUUUUUUUCUUUUCUUUUUGGGUGUGUGUGUGUGUGGGCCUGUAGGGGUGUGUGUGUGUGCGUGUGUGUGUGUGCGUGUGCGUGUGUGUGUGUGAAAGGCAGCGUUGGGGACUGUUGUGUGUGCUCUGCAGGUAAGCUUGUGGGUAUUGACUAGGACAAAGUGGUCAAGGUGGCCAUGCUUGAAUAGAAAGAUGGGGUUUUGCUGUACGAACUGAGGUUUUAUGCAAAUUAUUUCAAGAAAAAAAACUGAUUUACGUUCAAAGUAUGUAACAUUCAGUUUGAAAAACAACCUAAUUUGGGUUAUUUUGCGAAUCCAGUAUGAACGAUAAAAUUAACAAAGUUUAUUGCGUCAGACGGGCAGUAGCGAUGGGCCAGAAACAAACACUUUUUUUUUGUUCAGUUUGCCAAAAAGAUUAUAAAUGGCAAAAGUUUCAUGUGAAAACUGUUCUCUUAAAGAAAGAAAACCCCAAAACGCUACUUUUAUUGGAAACACACAGUUAAACGUGUCUUAUCGAGUAUGGCCACCGAGCCUGGAAUGUGAUUUCAGCGAACAGGUGAAUGGAGCAGCUCAUGUGCCAAUAAGAAUCCUAUUUUUUGAAAGCCAGUUAUUCCUUCACCCAUGUAAAUGACAUGUUUCCUAUCGAGUCUUAUUUAUGUACAACCGGUUCUUCUUUAUGAAACAGUGGAGAGAGAGAAAACGCCCCGACCCGUCCCACAUAUCAGCGACCGCUCUUCUUUCUGCUCUACGUAACUCUCCCACAGCUGAACUUUCUGUUGUCUGACUGAGUUUUGAAGAGUCUGUGCAAUUUUGUACAAAGUGAUGUAAUUGACAUACUACUUUAUAUUUCUGUGAAUAAAACGUGACUCUAUCGGA
Molecule: messenger RNA, 5130 nt
Organism: Xiphophorus maculatus (southern platyfish)
Lineage: Eukaryota; Metazoa; Chordata; Actinopteri; Cyprinodontiformes; Poeciliidae
Gene: sh2b2
Product: SH2B adaptor protein 2
Exons: 9
Coding region: 303-2375 (690 amino acids)
Biological process (GO): antigen receptor-mediated signaling pathway; intracellular signal transduction
Cellular component (GO): plasma membrane
Molecular function (GO): transmembrane receptor protein tyrosine kinase adaptor activity
Source: RefSeq, a predicted model, not a curated record